AUGUUCCCUGAACAUCCCCCUCCCAUCGCCUCCACUUCCCCCUCCCGUCGCCUCAUCUUCCCCAUCCCGUCGCCUCAUCUUCCCCCUCACGUCACCUCAACUUCCCCCUCCCGUCGCCUCCACUUCCCCCUCCCGUCGCCUCCACUUCCCCCUCCCUUCGCCUCCACUCCCCCCUCCCGUCGCCUCCACUUCCCCCUCCCGUCGCCUCCACUUCCCCCUCCCGUCGCCUCCACUUCCCCCUCCCGUCGCCUCCACUUCCCCCUCCCUUCGCCUCCACUUCCCCCUCCCGUCGCCUCCACUUCCCCCUCCCGUCGCCUCCACUUCCCCCUCCCGUCGCAUCCACUUCCCCAUCCCAUCGCAAGCACUUCCCCCUCCCGCCCCCUCCACUUCCCCUUCCCGUCGCCUUCGCUUCCUGCUCACUCUCUCCCCUCUUUUGUGAAGCUUCCUGACUAUCUAACAGGGGGACUACUUACCCUGGCCACCCUGUUGUGCCUGUGUUGUUCCUCAGAUGGUCUUACCCCUACUUCCCCCCUUCUUACCCCCUCGUCCUCUCCUCUCUCCUGCAUUGGUGCAUGUGUCCUGUUUUGUCUGUGGAUGCUGUGGGCAGCAGAGGAGGAACUAUACGGGGAGAAGAUACUUUCAGUUGACAGCCUGACCUCAGACUUCUAUUCUAUGCUCUCAUCUCACCUUUCCAUUCUCCCCUCCCUCCGUUCUUUAACUCUAUCCCCUUCCACCUCCCCCCCCUUCUCUGUUUGUUGUGCGCUGACUUCUUCUGCCACACCUGGUUCCAUGAGGUGCGGUUGGUGGGAGGCAUAG
This is a messenger RNA of Closterium sp. Naga37s-1, 816 nucleotides long. The record is from the annotation of a GenBank genome assembly. Lineage: Eukaryota; Viridiplantae; Streptophyta; Zygnematophyceae; Desmidiales; Closteriaceae.